Messenger RNA from Aspergillus heteromorphus CBS 117.55, 1193 nucleotides. Its product is annotated as HAD family hydrolase. The record is from RefSeq and is a predicted model, not a curated record. NCBI's taxonomy places the organism in Eukaryota, Fungi, Ascomycota, Eurotiomycetes, Eurotiales, Aspergillaceae. The transcript has 2 exons. Bases 459 to 1193 code for a protein of 244 amino acids.
GGGCGGGCUAGAAGGACGAAGGAGGGGCCCCCCGACCGUUACCCGAACAAGGAAUGGCAGCGGGGCCUGCCUGGCCAGGCCUAGCACCGCAACACUCAGCACGCUGACUGGCCCUUUCCCGCCUGGCAACGUCAUAGGCGGCCGUUACAGCCCGGGUGUUUUUCUGUACAGUCGGAGGGCUUCUCAGGUACACACAAUCUCGCAGGUCCUGGCUUAGUACCCUUUCGGCCGGUUUCCUGUACUGGUCUCAGGUACUUAAGCACCGUGAAUGCCUUGGUCUUUCUCCGUCCUUUCUUUGUCCACCUCAGGUCCCAGACUUUCCACGCUUCCACCGUUUCCCCCGCUUCCCCCUAAUCUCUCGCGCCACUUCUUUCUUCCCUGCCGCGUCCUUCUCUCGUACCGCAUUCCUAUUUACUACUACGUGCCUUGACGCAACAGAUUUGUGCUCCACAGCCAUCAUGCCUAAGAUCACCGAGAUUUUCUUCGAUUGUGACAACACCCUUGUCCUUUCGGAGGAGCUGGCCUUCGAGGCAUGCGCCGAUCUCGCCAAUGAGAUUCUGGAAUCGCACGACAUCUCUGACCGCUAUACCGGUGACCAGCUCAUCCAGGACUUUGUCGGCCAGAACUUCCGCGGAAUGAUGGUCUCGCUACAAGCCAAGUACAAGUUCGAGCUGUCCCAGGACGAGCUUGAGGGAUACGUCAAGAAGGAGGAAGACAAGGUCAUUGCCAAGUUGGAAGAAAAAGCCCAGCCUUGCGUCGGAGUCACUGAGGAACUGGAGAAGCUUUUCGAGUCCAAGAAGUACGGUCUCGCAGUGGUUUCCUCGUCUGCUCUGCGCCGUGUCCGUGCCUCCAUCAAGAAGGUCGGACAGGACAAGUAUUUUGACCCCGAAAAUGUGUUCAGUGCCGCCACUUCGCUUCCCAAGCCGACCUCGAAGCCCGACCCAGCCAUCUACCUGCACGCUCUUGAGGUCCGCAACAAGAAGCCCGAAGAGGUGGUCGCCGUUGAGGACAGCAAGUCUGGUGCACUGAGCGCCAUCCGCGCUGGCAUCCCGGUCAUUGCCUACGUUGGAAGCUACCCCGGCAGCGACAAGCAACUGGAGAUGGCCCAGGUCCUUGAAGGACUCGGUGCCAAGGUCGUUAUGAAGGACUGGAGUGAAUUCGAGCAGUGUCUCGCCGAGAUCGAGGCAGCCUGA